Molecule: messenger RNA, 1629 nt
Organism: Punica granatum (pomegranate)
Lineage: Eukaryota; Viridiplantae; Streptophyta; Magnoliopsida; Myrtales; Lythraceae
Source: RefSeq, a predicted model, not a curated record
UAUGGGUUGACUGGUAGUUCGUUUCUGUCUUUCUUCCGAGCCAAUCGAGGGACUUCCCCAUACCUGUAGCUCCCGGCUUACUGCUGAAUAGGAGGAAACCCAACCUUGACUUUCGUGGUCUCUCUUUUUCUUUGGUUUUUCCAUCGCCCCCCCGGCGACCACAAGCAGAGUGGGAGGAAACGGAACAGAGUCGCAUGACUCACAAUGAGUGACCGAGACCCAACAUCCAAGGAAGAUAGCAGCGUGGGGGGAGUGCUCAAAGUGCUCGAGGCCUUGAAGCAAGCGUCUCAUGAGCUGCAAGACUCGGCCGAUUCCAACUCCCCCGCCAUGAAAACCCUACUGGAGCUGGAAACCGAGUCGGAUUCCAUUCUCUCCAAGGACCCCCACCUCUCCAACCUGGCCCAUCACCUCGCCAACCUCCGAACCCUCAUCCACAAGUCUCGAGGUGGCUUCAGCCUCACAUCCUUCCUCUCUCGACGCUCUCCCACUCACUCCAUCUCCCGGGUGGCCGAGUCGAUUGAGUCCGAAAUCCAGGCAUGGAUCGACAGGGAGACCAUCGAGAAGCUGAUCGUAGCUCUCUCAAACAAGGAUAGGAAUAGGGAUGGGGAUGACAUCAUCAGGCUCGUGGCUCAGCUCGAGAGGCGUGUUUCACAAGGAUUCGACCCGGAGCUGCAGGAUAUGGUGCUGAAGUCGAAGCUGCUCCUGCGGCUGGAUGCCAUAUUGUGCGACCCCAGCUGCUCAACAAGUACCUGGGAGCAUGCGGCCUAUGCGGUUGCAGCCUUUAUCCGAUUCAACAAGGAUGUGUUCGUGGGUCAAGUAUCCAUGGCGGCAACCGUGCAGGCCUUGAUCGCGAUCGGUACCCCGGACUCCCUGAGAGUGCUCUGUUCACUGGUCAAAUCCAUCAAGUCCCCGCUGGUGGAUGAGGUCCAGUCCAAUGGGGAGAUACCCAACAUCAUAAGCUUCCUGGACUCUGAGGACGUGCAGACACGGUUGGUGGCCAUGGAGUGCAUCCUGGAGAUUGGCUACUUUGGGAGGAAAGAGGCGAUCGAGGCGAUGCUCAAGGCAGGGCUGAUAGAGAAGCUGGUGGAGCUGCAGUGGUCAGAUCUCGGGGGCGACCUGAUCGGCUUGGGGAGGCACGAGAAGGAGAGAAGCGGGAGGAGAUUUCUAGAGAGCCAUCCUUUUGCAAGCUGUGUGGCGAGAUUCGCGGUGCAGCUGGAGGUCGGGGAAGGGUUGAGGCAGAGGGAGCGGAGAGCCUUCAAGCAGCAGAUACUGAUCAGGGUCAGGGAGGCUUCCUCGUCUGAUGCCGAGGCUGCUACUAUUGUUGCUGAGGUUUUUCUUUGAUGAUUCAAAAUUCCGGUUUGCUACUCCAAGAGUUAGGAAAUGAGGGAGGUGUUCAAUUUCCAUUUGUCAAUUGAAUCAACUAAUGAGAUUGUCCACUGUUUUCUUUCUUGUUUUCUUUCCUGUAGCCGUUUAGUUAUCGGAAAAGUUUAGCAUGAAAAAGGAUGGAAAUGCAGGCCAAACGGUCAUAGUUGUCUUUCCAUUCUCUGCCUAGUGUAGUCCCUACCGUGAUCCUUUCUUGUGUGUGUAUAUAUAUAUAUAUAUAUAUUCAUGUUAUGGGAAAUUCUUUAA